This is a messenger RNA of Fukomys damarensis (Damara mole-rat), 2426 nucleotides long. It is a transcript of the gene Cntd1, whose product is annotated as cyclin N-terminal domain containing 1. Gene Ontology annotation, biological process: reciprocal meiotic recombination. Lineage: Eukaryota; Metazoa; Chordata; Mammalia; Rodentia; Bathyergidae. Gene Ontology annotation, cellular component: site of double-strand break. The record is from RefSeq and is a predicted model, not a curated record. Bases 516 to 1433 code for a protein of 305 amino acids. The transcript is spliced from 7 exons.
ACACUACAAAAAGAGGAGGAGGGCCCGGGAUUUGCCGCCUGCCUCACAAGUGCAAAGUCCUGAGUUUGAUCCCCAGUACCACAAGAUAAAGAGGAGGAAAUGUAGCUUCUGUCUGUAAAGACAAUUGCUUUGGUUUUGGACUUGCUGGGCUUGAGGCACUGGAAGAAUAUCUGGAGGAAUAUUGUUUAAAAAGUGGUCAGAACUAGAAAUAAAAGUUUGUGGGUUAUCUUCAUAACGAUAUUGUUGCAGCUGUGGCAGAAAGAGCUCCUAGGGAGGGGAACGAGAAGUGAGCCAAGGACAGUUCCUUGGGGGCAUUUUGUGUUCAGGGAGAGGGAGCAGGAAGGAGACUGAAGAGGAAAGUGAGAUGAGUGUAUGGCAGGGGAGAAGGAGCGCUAGGGCCUUCGGAAGCUGACAGGUUCCAGCAGUGUCCCUGCAGCGGGACAGCCUGAAGGAGUGAGGACUGCAGGGCACACUGCUGACCUUUGAGGGUCAUUUAGCAGUCCGGGAAAAGCGGAAUGAAGAUUUCAGAAAAUUACGGAGCAGACGAGGAAGUGGAAGCCACAGAGUUCGUUUUUCUCCUGUCUGAACAAUGGUGUCUGGAGAAAUCGGUGCGCUACCAGGCGGUAGAAAUCCUAGAAAGGUUUAUGGUCAAGCAGGCAGAGGACAUCUGUGCGCAGGCCACGGUCCAGCUGGGGGACAGCGAGUGGACAGAGGCUCCGAACUGGAGGGUUCGGAAGGAGCGGCUCUGCAGCCAGUUUGUCCUCCGCCUGGUAUCGUGUGUCCAGCUGGCCAGCAAGCUGUCUUUCCACUACAAAAUCAUCAACAACGUCAUGGCUUUGCACUUCCUCCAGGGCCUGGGGUAUCCAUAUACUAAAGAAGAGCUGCUGGAGUCGGAGCUGGAUGUCCUGAAGUCCCUGGACUUCCAGAUAAACCUGUCCACUCCCCUGGAGUAUGUGGAGAUGCUCCUGGAAGUUUUAGGGUACAACGGCUGUGUGGUCCCAGCCACGCAGCUGCACGCCACCUGCCUGACCCUGCUCGACCUGGUCUACCUCCUGCACGGACCUGUGUACGAGAGCCUGCUGAGGGCAGCUGUGGGGGACGCCACGCCCAGCCAGCUGCAAGGGGAGAAGUUUUGUUCCGUGGAGGAAGACUUCAUGCUUCUGGCAGCAGGGGUCAUCGCGGCGAGUGCUUUCAUGCAGAACCACGCGUGCUGGAGCCAGGUCGUGGGCCAUCUCCACAGCAUCACUGGCAUCACUGCAGCGAGCAUAGCCGAGUUCUCCUACGCGGUCCUGACCCACGGUGUGGGAGCCAGCACCCCGGGGCAGCAGCCUGUUCCUCCUGGCCGGGAGGCCUGGGUACCAGGGCCGCUGCUCCCACUCCCACCCCCGCCGAGGCAGGCAGAAGCCACGGAUACCAGUGGCCUCAUGAGCUGAUGUUUUCACCCAGGCUGGCAAGGGCCCAGCCUCGGGGGGCACUGCAUGGCUGCCAGGUUUAGCCCUUGUCCUGCACCACAGGAGGAGCCGAGGGGGACAAGUGUGCCCUGCGUCCCAUCAGGCUAAGAGUGUCAAAGGGCUGGGCCGGGGUAGAUCUAUGAUGUUGGUGCAUUUCUGUCCAAUAAGCUGUUCCUGGUUUUCCUUUAAUUUCAUCAGUAGGGGACGUCAAACCCAGAGAUAAGUGUCAACCAACGUGCCCAGGAGACUCUGGUGAUGUGGUCUGUCACAGAGGUCACCUGUUUCCCUCGAUGUGAGGUCUCUGUUCUGUCACUGAGAGGCACACAAUAUUCUUCCUCUGCAAACAUUUGUUUUCACUAGGGUGUUGAAUUUUUUCCCCCACUAGUUUUUUAAAACUGAAACCAAACCAUUUUGUGUUUCACCAGUAUUGCCAACACACUUGCCCUUGAACUCAGUUCCCCCAGAAUGCAAAGUAAACAGUGGACCUCUGGCUACCACACUGUAGCAAACCUUUUAUUAGAAAUAAUGCAACCUCUCGAACAUCCCAAACAGACCAAACCCUGUCCCUGCCACACAACAGGGCGCCCAGAUCAGGGUUCACUAAGGAACCCAGGGAGGAGAGGGUUCAGUGUCAGGCUCCUGGGAUGGCACCACGUGACCGCGUCACAUGGUGGCCGGGCAGAGCUAAGACAUUUUCCAUGUCAUCUAAUGUGCGCCUCACACAUCUCAGCAUCUUGGUGGAGACCACAGUUUCUAUUCCAUAUUUUAAGUGCAAGAAGUUGAGAAAGAUAAAAUCCAGUGAAAAUACAUCAACUUCAAUUCAACUCAGUAAAAAAAGAUGGAAAAUUAAAUUAGUUGUUUUUGAGGGACAGAAGGAAAGGAAGGCUUGGGGUUGAGUCAAAACUAGGCCAGGGUUGGUGGCCGCAGAGGUGUGCCACCUGUCACACCACACCUUAAAAUAAAGUGGCUUUUGUG